AUGCCGCGCAUUAAGCAGGAGUCCGGCAGACCAGGGUCGAUUGCCACACCUGAGUCGAUCUCGGAGAUGCACUCAGAGACACCAAGUGAGCGUGUUCAGAGGCAACGUCCGGUGCGGUCCGCUGCCCCCAGCAUUGAUACCCGUGCUCGGCCUCAUUCGACUAUAUCGGGCCCAUCACCCGAUGAAGAAGAAGGGGAUGACGAUUUGAUGAUGCUGCAAGUCCGCAUAAACCCUAAGGUCGAACAUGAGUCCCGCCCAAUGGGUUCACAAAGCAUGCAAGGCUCAUUCGUGGGUGCCAAUCGGGCGCUUCGUGGCAUGGGCCAAGGAUUGAAGGCCAUAAACGAUGCCCUCGGUGAACUCCAGGCGAGGGGCAUCCAACAUGUCGCCAACCUCCCAGAGCUGGUUUUAGUUGGCGACCAAUCCUCAGGAAAAUCCAGCUUGAUGUCGGCAAUUGCGGGCCUGAGCCUCCCUCGCAGCAGCGGAGCCUGCACUCGGUGCCCCAUCCACAUUCGCGUCUCACGGGCCGACGAAUGGUCAUGCCGGGUCUUCCUCAAGCAGGACUACGAGUUUCGUCCGACAAACCAUCAGCUCACAGAGCGCGACGUCACCAAGAACAACAAAUUCCCACCAUGGGUCAAGCUGGACCCCAGCCGUCAGGCUCGCACCGAGUUCAAAACGAUCCGCGAUCAGUUCGAUUCGGAGGAGAUUGAGACCGUCCUGCGUUGUGCACAGGUGGCCAUCCUCAACCCGACCGACUCGUACCAGUUCUUUAUUCCCAAGCUCAAGGGGGAGGCCCCGGAAAGCACUCGUGAGCAACACCUCGAGCGCGUCAAAAGGCGGGAGGAGAGCCCGGAAGCCCAAUUCUCACCCAACACGGUUGCACUUGAAGUCAGGGGCCCCGACCUCGCAGACCUGAACUUCUAUGAUCUCCCAGGGGUUUUCAUGACGGCUAGGCGGGCCGAGGAUGCGUUCCUCGAGCGCGUCGUGCAAAAUCUGACUCGGGAGUACAUCUCGCGCACCAACGCCAUCAUUCUCUGUGCCGUUCCUAUGAACCAGGAUACCGAGAACUCGCUGGCUCUCAAGAUCAUUCGUGGCCAACGUGCCGAGAACCGAUGCAUCGGGGUUAUGACGAAAGCGGACCUUCUCCCGAGGGAGGACCAUGCAGCUUCUAACUGGCUGUCGAUGCUGCGCGGUGAAGCUCACCAAACGGGGUUCGGAUACUUUAUCACCUCUCGCCAAGGUAGUGACUUGGAAGAGCAAAACAAAAUGGAGGAGGCGUUCUUCAAUCGCACAGCUGAUGCCACCGGGUAUUGGCCUGAGGAGUUCGAUGUCUUCAAGGAGAAGUUUGGCGUCGAGAAGCUGAAGGAGACCUUGUCCUAUAAGCUGGGCGAGGAAUUCGCCAAGAUUCUUCCCGAGGUAAAGCGCAAGGUAGCGACCCGACUCGACGACAUUGGCGCCCAGUUGCAACGGUAUCCCGACCCCCCGCCCAACCCUGAGCUGGAGGUCAUGAAGAGCCUCACGGAGUUCACACUCAGGGUAAAGGACCGAGUCAUGGGCCAAGAUUUCAUGAGCGUCUGGGACGGCCGUUUUGCCGAGCCAUUUAAGAAGUUCAUCAUCGGCAUGAAGCCCAAAUUUAACGUUCGUGAUCACGCAAAAACGGCAAAGCCAGCUGUGUUCAUUGAUCUCGACGGCGACAGUCCCUCUUCGUCGCCUACGGUGCGGAAGCGUCAGGCACCGGCCAUGGACCAGACGCAGGCUACUCCGACUCCUAAGCGGCAGCGUAGCCAGCAGAUCAUCAAGACCGAGGUCCCGGACCAACCCGUAUUUCCAGCCACCCCUCAUCACCCGCGGAGCGCGACUCCCGCUUUGACGCCUUCCCGUGGCGGCCGAUCCAAGACAUUGAUGGACAUCCGCAACCUUAUUAGGCGCGCGGCCAUUCCCGGCCAGCCCGGGCUGGUCUCUGCGACAGUAUACGAACCUCUGUUUACUGAGGCGGCCAAGACGUGGGCGCCGCACCUCGACUGGUUCAUCAACAGCACGUUUGCCUGUCUUCAAUCUGAGAUCUUCGGGAUUCUCGACAAUGCAUUUGCUCAUCUCAAGAACCGUGCGGUCUACAAGGAAUCGGUGGAUCACAUGCGUGCGUUCAUCGAGGCGCACAAGUUCGAGCUCCGCACCCAGCUGGAGAUGAUCUACAAGCUGGAGGCCCAGCGCCUCUUUACCAAGGACGACGAGUCCCUUAAGCGCAACCAGACCUCGGAGAUGAAGAUCCUAGUGCGCCACCGCAACCACUUCCGCAUCGCCGCCCAUAAUGGCGAAGAAGUCAGCGCCGUCCCUAAGGUGGAGGAUAUGACCGACGAGGAACGGAAGCAGGAAGAGAAUAAAAUGGCCAAAGAGCUAAAGAACCUUGGCCCGGAUCCGUUCGAGCCCGAGCUCGCCGUCGCCGCAUACAUCCGCGGCUACUACCUCACCGCCGCCAACCGCUUUGUCGACUACGUCUCGAUCCACGUCAUGUCGGGCCUACUUCCGCGAGUCGCGUCCGCCAUCGACACCUAUCUGCACGAGCGGCUCGGCCUCGUCUCACAUGGUGCCUCGGUGGAGGUCCUGCAGCGUCUGAUGUCGGAGGGACCAGAGAUUGAGCAGAAACGGCGGGAUCUACGUGCGGAGAAGGAGACUCUCGAUGGCGCGAUGGAUAUCAUUGUCAACCUGGAGCGGCGCGAGCGUGAGCGCGAGGCCGCCGUCCUGGCUGCGGCCGCCGCGGGGUCAUCGCAGUUCGGAUUUGAUGCCUCCCAGGCGGAUAGCUUGUCGACGCUCGAAUUUGGGGGCGGGGAUCGUGCUACGGUGUACUCGGCUACUGCUAUUGGUGACGCGUGA
Molecule: messenger RNA, 2871 nt
Organism: Dichotomopilus funicola
Lineage: Eukaryota; Fungi; Ascomycota; Sordariomycetes; Sordariales; Chaetomiaceae
Product: P-loop containing nucleoside triphosphate hydrolase protein
Exons: 3
Coding region: 1-2871 (956 amino acids)
Cellular component (GO): membrane; microtubule; cytoplasm
Molecular function (GO): microtubule binding; GTP binding; GTPase activity
Source: RefSeq, a predicted model, not a curated record